AUAUUUGAAUUUUAUAGUUUUUAUUGAUCAAAAUAAUACAAGUUAAAUAUAAAGUAUGGAAAGAAGAAGUACUAUUUUUUAAGCUAUAAAGUUACUAAAUGAUAUACAUAUAUCUAUUUUUAUGUAAUACUUUUUACAUUUUUUAUAUAAAAAAAGGCUAUUCUCUAAGUACUAUGAUAUUGAUGAAGGUAUGUAUAUUGCUUAAUUGAUUCUUUUUAUCAAAGAGUAUAAACCUACUUUGUGUUAACAUUGUCAUGUUUGAUUCCUACUUUUGAAAAACAAGAAGACAGAUUCCCUGCGAUUCUCUAAAUCUACCGAGAUUUCUAAUGAGCAUGCGAGCAAUCUUGACAACCAAACUGUACAUGAUGUAGAUAUUUUUCUGUCAAUUCUUCUCAAGCUACUUUCUUUUGUCAACUUUGCUGAUUCCUAUUUUAUUAAUACUAGUCUUCAUAGUUAUUAAGUGUGUUCUUUUUAAAGACAUUUAAUAAUUCUAGACCUUGUGAAAAAAUAAAAACAAGUCCUUUUUUAGAUGUACCAAUCUAAAUUGUUUGGAGAACAUGGACGGGUCAGAGGUUAUGCAUCGUUUGUGGAAUCGGGAUCUUGCUGCUGUCCUGAACUUCCGACAUAUACUUAACAAUCUGAGAUAUGAUGAGACUAUACCUGUAAGGUUCACCCGCGUCAUUCGGAUUGGACGUAUCAGAAGACAAGCAGAAGAAGAUCUCCAGGAGGGUCGUCGUUUGAGACAAAGACUGACCAGAAUUCAAAGAAGAUGAUAAAAUUCCGUCCUGGUUACCGCUUAGGACCCACCCAAGCUACCGCUGGUAAGCCAUUAGAUUUGAAUAACUUGGUAUUUAGUUUUGUAAUGGGUUGAAAAAGCUAAGAAAAAGAUGUUUUGC
This is a messenger RNA of Phycomyces blakesleeanus NRRL 1555(-), 896 nucleotides long. RefSeq lists its product as hypothetical. The transcript is spliced from 2 exons. The record is from RefSeq and is a predicted model, not a curated record. NCBI's taxonomy places the organism in Eukaryota, Fungi, Mucoromycota, Mucoromycetes, Mucorales, Phycomycetaceae. The annotation marks the transcript as partial.